This is a messenger RNA of Nothoprocta perdicaria, 2142 nucleotides long. RefSeq names its product ADAM metallopeptidase with thrombospondin type 1 motif 4 (gene ADAMTS4). The coding region runs from base 1 to 2034 and encodes 677 amino acids. Gene Ontology annotation, molecular function: metalloendopeptidase activity. The transcript has 9 exons. Lineage: Eukaryota; Metazoa; Chordata; Aves; Tinamiformes; Tinamidae. Gene Ontology annotation, biological process: proteolysis; extracellular matrix organization. The record is from RefSeq and is a predicted model, not a curated record. Gene Ontology annotation, cellular component: extracellular matrix.
AUGCGCCGCGCGCUCCUGGCGCUCGUGGCCGCCGCGUGUUGUCGUCUCGCGUGGCCGCGCGUCGCCCCCGGCCAAGCGCCGGGAGCCGCGGGGCCCAUGUGCCCCGUGACGGCACCGGCGGGAGCCGCGACGGAGCCGCCGCCGCGGGCGGAACCGGCCCCGAGGAGAGCCAAGCGCUUCGCCUCGGUGCCGCGCUACGUGGAGACGCUGGUGGUGGCCGACGAGUCGAUGGCGCGUUUCCACGGCCCGGAGCUCGAGCGCUACCUGCUCACGGUGAUGGCAGCCGCUGCCAAGGCCUUCCGGCACGCCAGCCUCGCCAACCCCGUGGAGCUGCUGGUGACGCGGCUGCUGGUGCUGGGCCCGGGCACCCCCGGGCCCCCCGUCACCUCCAACGCCGCCCAGAUGCUGCGCAACUUCUGCGAGUGGCAGCGGGACCUCAACGACCCCGACGAGGACAGUCCCCGGCACUUCGACACCGCCAUCCUCUUCACCCGGCAGGACCUGUGCGGGGCGGCCACCUGCAACACGCUGGGCAUGGCCGACGUGGGCACCGCGUGCAACCCCGCGCGGAGCUGCUCCAUCGUGGAGGACGACGGGCUGCAAUCGGCCUUCACGGCCGCCCACGAGCUCGGCCACGUCUUCAACAUGCUGCACGACGACUCCAAGGCCUGCGAGGAGCUGAACGGGCGCGCGGGCGCCUCGCGCCACAUGAUGGCCCCGGUGAUGUCCUCCAUGGACCCCGAGGAGACGUGGUCCCCGUGCAGCGCCCGCUUCAUCACCGACUUCUUGGACAACGGCCACGGCCAGUGCCUCCUGGACAAGCCCCCCGAGUGGCUGCGCUUGCCCACGGCGCUGCCGGGCAGCCAGUACGACGCGGACCGGCAGUGCCAGCUCGCCUUCGGGCCCGAGUCGCGCCACUGCCCCACGCCGCAGCCGCCGUGCGCCGCGCUCUGGUGCACCGGCCGCGCCAACGGGCGCGCGCUCUGCCAGACCAAGCACUUCCCCUGGGCCGACGGCACGCCGUGCGGCGCCGGCAAGACCUGCAUGAGCGGCCGGUGCCUCGGCCACGGCGACAUGAAGGAGUUCGAGACGCCCGUGGACGGCGGCUGGGGGCCGUGGGGCGCGUGGGGCGCCUGCUCGCGCAGCUGCGGCGGCGGCGUGCAGUUCUCGCGGCGCGCCUGCACCAAGCCGGCGCCGCGCAACGGCGGCAGGUACUGCGCGGGCAAGCGGGCGCAGUUCCGCUCCUGCAACGUCGACGCCUGCCCCGGCACCACGCCUCUCACCUUCCGGGAGCAGCAAUGCGCUGCCUACAACUACCGCAGCGACCUCUUCAAGGGCUUCCCGGCGCCCAUGGACUGGGUGCCGCGCUACAGCGGCGUCGCCGCCGAGGAUCGCUGCAAGCUCACGUGCCAGUCCGAGGCGCUGGGCUACUACCACGUGCUGGAGCCGCGGGUGGCCGACGGGACGCCCUGCUCGCCCGAGGGCACCGGCGUGUGCGUGCAGGGCCGCUGCGUGGCCGCCGGCUGCGACCGCGUCAUCGGCUCCAGGAAGAAGUUCGACAAGUGCAUGCGCUGCGGCGGCGACGGCUCCACCUGCACCAAGGUCUACGGCUCCUUCGCCAAGGGCCGCUACGGCUACAACGACGUGGUGACGGUGCCCGCGGGCGCCACGCACCUCUGGGUGCGGCAGCUGUCGGCGGCGGGCGAGCGCGGCGCCGUGUUCCUGGCGCUGCGGCAGCCCGGCGGCGCCGCGCUCCUCAACGGCGCCUACGUGCUCGUGCCCUCCGAGACGGACGUGCCGCUGCCCGGCGGCGGCACAGCGCGCUACAGCGGCGCCACCAAGGCCGAGGAGACGCUGGCGGCGCGCGGGCCGCUGCGCCGGCCGCUCGUGCUGCAGGCCUUGGUGGUGGACGAGCGGCGCCCGCCGCGCCUCAAGUACAGCUUCUUCGCGCCGCGCGCCGCCCCGGCGCCCGCCUGGGAGAAGCAGAAAGCCGAAAUCCUGGAGAUCCUGCGGAGCCGGCGGCGCUCCAAGUAGUCCCGCGGGCACCCUGGGGCUCCGCUGAGCCCCGCGGCACUGAAGUCUCUAUUUAUUGGGUUAUUUAUUGCCCGCUGGGAGCGGGGGCAUCACCGGGCAGCCCCCACU